Molecule: messenger RNA, 819 nt
Organism: Lolium perenne
Lineage: Eukaryota; Viridiplantae; Streptophyta; Magnoliopsida; Poales; Poaceae
Source: RefSeq, a predicted model, not a curated record
UUUCGCGCUAUCCCGCGCGGGAAACUUGCCACGUGCGAUAGCGCGCGCGGUAUAAACACGCCACGCGCGAGCGCGGGCAACUGUCACUUCCUCCACGCGUCUCUCUCCCUCCUCGUCUCUCUCCCUCCCGCGCCGCUCCACCUCCGGCCGCUCCGCCUCCUCCCGCGCCGCUCCACCUCCGUCCGCGAGAUGCCUCCGCGCCGCCGCCCCUCCUCCGGCUACCACGGCGUCCGGGCGCGGCCGAGCGGCCGGUUCGACGCGGAAAUCCGCUCCGGCGAGGAGCGGAUCCGCCUCGGCACCUUCGACACCGCGCACGAGGCGGCGCGGGCGUACGACGCCGUCGCGUGGCGGCUCGGCCGCUCGCGUCGGUCGAUGAACUUCGACAAUGUCUUCACGCGCGAGCAGGCGGAGAUGCUGGCGCCGCCGUCGCCGAUGAUCACGCGCGAACAGCAGCGCCGCCAUCGGGAGCUGGAGCAGCGCCUCCCCAUCGCCGAGCGCGUCGAAUGGGCGCGGCGCUUCCCCGAGGACGUCGCCGCCACGGAGGCCUUCUACGCGCAGAAGGAGGAGGACAAGGCGGCGAUGAAAGCGAAGAAGAAGGCGAGCCGCGAGAAGCGCCGCGCCGAGUCCGCGGCGAGGAAGAAGGCGAGGACCGACGCGGCGGCGAGGAGGAAGGAGGAAAGGAAGAACACCGCAGGGCCGUCGACCGUCGUCCUCUCGUCCUCCUCCGACUUCCAGUACACGACGACGUCGACGCCGGUGUCGGACACGACACUGAGCAGCUCCGACUUCGACUGGGAGUCCGACGACCAGUCCGAGUAG